AGCUUGCACAGCAGUAUUAUUACCUGUUGCAACAUGGAAACAUGACAAGACGUUAAUUUUACCAUUUUUUACUCCUCUGGCCUUGUAAACCACUGCAAGCAUUGGUCGAUAUUAAUAUUUGAGAAGGAUUUUUUUUCAAAUGACCACAUUUAAAUUAUCAUCGUGCGCCUCCUUUAAUCUCAGUCAGUCUUAAGGAGCCGUAAGAAGUGAAAGCGAGUGCGUGAGGCGAGUAUAGCGACAGCGGACCUGCUGAAAGUGCCGAAAUUUGGAGUGGAGUGGAAAGUAGGGUUUGAAUUAGACAUCAACUAGAAAAUUCAAGCGAAGAAUCACAGGUGCCUCCAGCAGGGAAGAUGUGGAUUUAUUUUGCUGCCGCUGCUCCGGUUGUCUGGGUCAUUAUUUUGCUGUCUUCACUGUACAACUGCCCCGGCGACAAAAUCACGAUGAGCAACUUUUUUGAUAGGUGCCGCCAACAAGCAGUUUACAAUGCUAUCGGCAUGAAGGCAAACUUUGAUGAUCUCUUGAAACGAAGACAGAACAGAUUCACUCCGCCUGGGAACCUGAAGGGAAGAGUCGUGGUCAUCACUGGAGGAACUAAAGGAAUCGGGUUGGAAGUUAUCAAAGAACUGCUGAAAUGCGACAUGAACGUUGUUAUGGGAUGCAGAAAAGUGAGCGCUGGUGAGAAAGCCAUCGCUGAAAUCAGAGAGGCUGGCGUACAAACUGGUACCUCAAAGGUUUUUGAGUGUGAUACGAGUUCUUUUGAAUCAACCAGGAAAUUCGCUGAAAAAGUUUUGGCCUCGUGUCCCAAAGUUAACGUUCUCAUCAACAAUGCUGGAAUUAUGCUAGUGCCUUAUGAACUCACUGCCGAUGGACAUGAAUCUCAAUGGCAGGUUAACUAUCUCAGCCAUUUCCUACUCACUAAACUGCUACUGCCAAGGCUGGAAGAAUCCGCUGCAAAUGGAAUUAAUUCCAGAAUAGUGAAUCUCUCAUCCUCGGCCCAUCUUGGAGGAAUUCUUAAUUUUGAUGAUCUCGAAAUGAAGAAAGAAUUUGUGUCCAGCACCGCGUAUGCCAACUCUAAACUGGCGCAAGUCAUGUUUACUAAAAGUCUGCAAAGGAGCUUUGAUGCAAGAGGUGCCCCUCUGCAAAUCAGUUCAGUGCAUCCUGGUGUAGUCAACACCGACCUUUUCAAGGACACCUAUAUCACUCGAAUGUUUCCUUGGAUGCCCACUUUGCUCUUCAAAUCCCCAGCCCAAGGAGCGACGCCGGUGCUCUAUGCUGCUUUGGCUGCUGAAAUGGAAGGAAAAGGAGGAUCUUACAUCAGCAAUUGCGCGGAAUAUCCCGUAUCUGAUGAAGCUAAGAAUAUUGAGAAGCAAAACAAACUUUUUGAGGUUUCUUGCAAGGAUAUUGGCGUUAAUGUUUUCACCCCUUGAGAUUAAUUCAGCAUUUUUUUGCGGUGCGAAUCUCACUCAAUGCGUUUCUGUAACUGCAAACUGCUUGUUUUUAAGCACUCUUAUCAUUUAGUUGACACUCAGCUGAACUUAUAAGCACUAAUCAUUUUGUUAACAAAAGAUCACAGAAAUAGACGUUAUCAUAAAAUGUGGUAGAUUUUGGAGAUUCAGAUUUAUGUGAAUAGGUAUUUCCAAUCCACGUACAAUAUACUUUUUAUAUAUUUGUUAUGUUUUUAAUAAAACUAGAGGUAUCUAAGGUUUAA
Cloeon dipterum is the source of this 1708-nucleotide messenger RNA. RefSeq names its product retinol dehydrogenase 12-like. NCBI's taxonomy places the organism in Eukaryota, Metazoa, Arthropoda, Insecta, Ephemeroptera, Baetidae. The coding region runs from base 351 to 1427 and encodes 358 amino acids. The record is from RefSeq and is a predicted model, not a curated record. The transcript is spliced from 7 exons.